CAGCGCCCAGGAGAAAUUUCUGCGGGUAGGCACAGCGCAUGCGUGUGAGCAAGCAGUCAGGGAAAGAGACUCCGUGACUUAGCCACGCCCUUCACUCGCUGCUGGGAAAAUGCCGGGUCACCGUAAGCUGUGGGGCUUCUCAGAACAGAGGUUGCGACGGCUUCAGCAUCAAAUGCGGGUCAAAGAAGAAAGAAUAGCUGAACUGGAAACAGAAAAUGCUAUUCUGCACCUGAAACUGGCAGAGUACCAGGAAAGGAUGAACAGGAGCAGCCAUGAAGCCUGGCCCUAUGCUCUGCUCAGAACGAGGCAGUGUCAGCAGAAACUUCAACAGGAUGUCAAGGAGCUGCGGAGUUCUUUUCUGGUGCUGUUACAAAGCCAUCAGGACGAGUACCAGAGCUGCCUCUCUGACAUAAUGGCUGCUGUGCAGGGGGUACAGCUGAGCAGCGAGGCUCUUCGAGCUUGUCAGUCAGAGGCUGCAGGUCUACAGCGGUGCUUACAGGAGCUGGAUUCACACUUCCGCCUGGAACAGCAGAGGAGGAGAGCCCUCCAUAACAGCCUGGUGGAGCUGAAAGGAAACAUCCGAGUCCACUGUCGCAUCCGUCCCUUUCUGUCAUUUGAUAAAGAGUCGGAUGGUUCGGCUUCACAGAACUGCAACACCCCUGGAGAAGUGGCCCAUGCUGUUGAUGAUGUAAGUAGCCCCUAGUGAUCAAACACUGGAAAUAGUUUUAAUGAUUUGAUGGCC
Molecule: messenger RNA, 742 nt
Organism: Peromyscus eremicus (cactus mouse)
Lineage: Eukaryota; Metazoa; Chordata; Mammalia; Rodentia; Cricetidae
Product: kinesin-like protein KIF25
Exons: 7
Coding region: 110-703 (197 amino acids)
Biological process (GO): microtubule-based movement
Molecular function (GO): microtubule motor activity; ATP binding; microtubule binding
Source: RefSeq, a predicted model, not a curated record